UUAGUUUCGGUUCACGGGAAACCAAGCAGCUGUUAAAUUGGGGCGCAUGCUCUUCGAUUUUCGGUUGACUUGCGCCAACGUUCUGCCGCUCCUGUACCCGUUCUGCGUUCCCCCGAGGUUCCCAACGUAAGCGCGAAACACUAAUGAUGUCUUCGAUGGUGAGGACCGUUAGGCACUUUGACUAUUUAGUCAUCGGCGGUGGGUCUGGCGGUAUUGCCAGCGCCCGCCGGGCCGCCGAAUACGGUGCCCGGGUGGCUCUCGUCGAAUGCGGUCCUCUCGGAGGCACCUGCGUCAACGUGGGCUGCGUCCCGAAGAAACUGUGCUACUACUGCGCCAGCCUGGCCGAGAUGACGAGGGACCUGAGGGAUUACGGCUUCGAUGCGGGCCCCGCGACCCGCCUCAACUGGGCCAAGUUCAAGGCCAAGCGCGACGCGUACAUCAAACGCCUGAACGACAUCUACGGCUCGAACCUGGCCAAGAGCAACGUCGAGCUGGUCAAAGGGCGCGCCAAGUUCGUCGGUCCCAAAACGGUGCACGUAGGCCAGACUGCGUACAGCGGCGAACACGUUCUGAUCGCCACCGGCGGCGAACCUCUCGUCCCCAAAGUUCCAGGGGCCGAGUACGGCAUCACCAGUGACGGCUUCUUCCAACUGGAGAAGUUACCCCGGAAGUGCGUCGUCGUCGGCUCGGGCUACAUCGCCGUCGAGCUAGCCGGCGUGCUGCACGCGCUCGGCGCGGCCGUGACGCUGCUUACGCGCACGGAGCACAUCCUGCGCGUCUUCGAGCCGCUCCUCGGUGCCACGCUCAUGGAACACAUGUCCUCCGAGGGGGUCCACUUCGAGAAGAACUGCACGGUGGCCAGCAUCACCAAGGUGGCCCACUGGUACGAGGUCGUCACGACGACCAACCGGAAGAUCCAGGAGGUCGACAUAGUUCUCUGGGCUGUCGGACGCAAGCCACACGUCGACCUCGACCUGCACCAUGCCGGCGUCGAGCUCGACAAGACUGGUCACAUCAAGGUGGACGAGUACCAGAACACGACCAGACCUGGCGUGUAUGCGCUGGGCGACGUCUGUGGCAAGUGGCUGUUGACGCCGGUUGCCAUAGCAGCGGGGCGCUGCCUCUCAGAGCGCCUCUUCAACAACAAGCCGGACUGCAAGCUGGUCUACGAGAACAUUCCAACCGUCAUCUUUAGCCACCCGCCCAUCGGAACCAUUGGGAUGACGCUAGCCCAAGCCGAAGCCAAGUUUGGAGCACAGGAAAUCAGGACUUACAGAAGCACAUUUACGCCCAUGUACUACAGCAUGACCGAGCGAAAAUCCAAGUGCGUCAUGAUGCUCGUGUGUGCCGGGCCUGAGGAGCGGGUGGUAGGCCUGCACAUGAUUGGCGACUCGGCCGACGAAAUUCUGCAAGGGUUCGGCGUCGCCAUCAAAAUGGGCGCCACCAAGGCGCAGUUUGACAGCUGCGUCGCCAUCCAUCCGACAUCGGCCGAAGAGUUGGUGACCCUGCGGUGAUGCGCGAGCUGCCCUCUGAUCGAUUUUCUAAAAAAAAAUUUUUUUGCGAGUAAGCAGCACUUGACCGUGUUCUCGGUGUUUCUGUCAUGGUUGUGAGACUCUGGAAAGGGGGGCAUGGGCACAUUUCAUGUGCAAUGGUAACCAGAAACAUGAACGUUAUUUUAAUUGUGGGGUCCAGCCAGCACUGAUCAUUCUUGCCUACUCAUUAGUUCAUUGCAUUUUAAGAGUGUUAUCUAAAACACAUUGCCGGGCUAGUUGGUUAGCAUGCGUGAUAGAGUGAGUAAGCGUGAUUUGACAAGGACGUGUCCUUGUCAAGUCAUGAGUGUUAUAUAACUAGCACUUACUCAAGCCAAAGCCAAAGUUGAGGUAGGAAGAAAUGUAUUUGAGAAAUCAUUACUCAAAUGCAAAUUUUUAUUAGAGGAGUUUUAGUGUGACACCAGGUGAUGCCGCCAGGAGUGCUUUCUAUAACAUGUGGUAUUUUCUGUUUGAUUAGCGAUCGAUACUUUGAGGAAAGCAUGGCAAACUGUACAGCCAAAGUGCCAGUAGUAAUAGCAGCACUCCAGUCUGUUUUUGAUUAGUUUUUUCCUUGUAUACGGCACACGAACUGACACUUUACAAGUUUACUACAAGUUAUUGAGAUUGUUUGUCACUCAUUUGUACUAAAGGAGAGAUUUAAUGUGCAUUGUCUGUGCAUUAAAGGCCACACAACGAAACUUUUGCGAUGGUGUUUUGUUCGAAACUUGAAAUUAAAAUGUAUUUUUUUAAGAACACGUACUUUUGUUAUGUUG
This is a messenger RNA of Rhipicephalus sanguineus (brown dog tick), 2302 nucleotides long. RefSeq names its product glutathione reductase, mitochondrial. The transcript is spliced from 4 exons. Bases 144 to 1514 code for a protein of 456 amino acids. Gene Ontology annotation, molecular function: flavin adenine dinucleotide binding; NADP binding; glutathione-disulfide reductase (NADPH) activity. Gene Ontology annotation, cellular component: mitochondrion; cytosol. The record is from RefSeq and is a predicted model, not a curated record. Lineage: Eukaryota; Metazoa; Arthropoda; Arachnida; Ixodida; Ixodidae. Gene Ontology annotation, biological process: cell redox homeostasis; glutathione metabolic process; cellular response to oxidative stress.